Trachymyrmex cornetzi is the source of this 4953-nucleotide messenger RNA. RefSeq names its product probable ATP-dependent RNA helicase YTHDC2. Gene Ontology annotation, molecular function: protein binding; RNA binding; helicase activity. Bases 217 to 3678 code for a protein of 1153 amino acids. Gene Ontology annotation, cellular component: intracellular anatomical structure. Lineage: Eukaryota; Metazoa; Arthropoda; Insecta; Hymenoptera; Formicidae. The record is from RefSeq and is a predicted model, not a curated record. The transcript is spliced from 8 exons.
CUCGUCACGUUUGGUGUUACCUCCCCCAAAUGCAUCACCGAUGAAUGCGCUCCCAGGCGAGGUGAACGCGGCUCACGUAGCCAUAAAGUGAGCGAGAUUCCGUGCAACGCUUCGCCGGGACGAGCGGGUUAUCGUAAUCGGAGCAAGUUUCAUGACCUUCAACGUUUGUUGCUCCAAAUCGUGUUGACUUGUUGGUGAUAGAUCUAAGUAUCCACUAUGCUGCGAAGGAAACAGCAAAGGCAUCGCCCCAUCGGGGAAGAUACCCGAAUCGCAGUGAACUUGACUGUAAAAAAAUUGUUGAGCAGCCCGGAUCAGAAGGAACUGGAGUUUCCAUCGUCGUACACAGCAGAGGAGCGGGCGUACAUCCAUGAAUUGGCUAGAGAGCUGGGCUUGAAGUCAAAAAGUCGAGGAAAAGGUACAAAUCGCUUCUUGACAGUGUACAAGAGAGAAGGUUCAACAAUAGUUCAAGCUGAUGCUGUGAUAAAAUUGCAAAAACAUUCGAAGCAGGGUAUAUAUAAUUUAAUGCAGACUUUCCCAUUAAAUCACAAGGAAUGCCAAGACUUGCUUCCUCCGAUUGAAAGAGAACGCCCUCUUAAUAAUGAUGUAAAUACAAAUACUAAGGCUAUGGGAAGGUUAAACAACAGCAUACCACAAGUUCCUCAAUUAAAAACUAAUUUUGAUGUGCUGCAGUUCCGCAAAUCUCUGCCAAUUUUUAACGCGAGAGAUGAAAUUCUUAGUGCACUAAACAACCAUCAAGUGAUCAUAAUAGCAGGUGAAACCGGAUGUGGCAAAACCACGCAGGUGCCACAAUAUAUCUUGGAACACUAUCAACAGAAGCAUCAACCUUGUAGAAUCAUUUGCACACAGCCCAGGCGCUUGUCGGCUGUAUCUGUGGCCGAGAGAGUAGCGUUCGAAAGGGACGAAAAAAUCGGCCAGACUUUCGGAUAUCAAAUAAGAUUGGAAAGUAGAGUAGCUCCUAAAACUCUUCUAACGUAUUGCACGAAUGGAGUAUUGCUUAGGACUUUAAUGGGCGGCGAUUCCGCCUUAACUACGCUCACGCACAUCAUUGUUGACGAGGUUCACGAACGUGACAGAUUCUGUGACUUCCUUUUGAUAGCUUUGAAGGAUGCAUUAGUUAAAUAUCGUUCCUUGAAGCUGAUACUUAUGAGCGCCACAAUGGAUACUUCUAUCUUUGCCAAGUAUUUCAAUAAAUGCGUAGUUGUUAACGUUCCUGGUCGAUCAUACGAUGUGGAUGUAUACUUUUUGGAAGAUAUUUUAAAAAUGACUGGUUAUAUGACGAAGGAAAUGCUUGUAAAGAAGAAGGAGUUUUUAAAGUGGAAAGAUAAACAGAAGACUUUGGAAUCCUGGAAACAAUAUAAACCUCAGCAUUCAAAUAAAAAUACUAAAAGCGAGAAGAGUUUAUUGCCUGCUCCAAUUUUAGCCCAGCAGAGCGAUCCUAUACCGGAAAAAGUUAAGCUAGAACCCUGGCUGAUAGAGGAAAUGGACAAAAGUAUUUUCGAUGCAUGGGUAAAUGGUAGAGAGGAUAAUUUUGCGCAACUUUUACAUUUUAUACUAUCUGAAAACGUUUCUGUAGAUUAUCAACAUUCGGAGACUUUUAUAACACCGUUGAUGGCUGCCGCAGCUAGAGGUUGCAUAAACACGACUGAGCAACUUCUAAAUCUAGGUGCGAAUCUCAAUUUGAGGUCUGCUAACGAUUGGACCGCGUUAGACUGGGCAAAGAGCAGGAAUCAUACCGAAUGCGCUGAAUUGAUCGAAGCUUACAUGAAAACUUAUGAUUGUGCGGUACCGAAUAACGAACUGGCGCAGGUCACGGAGACGUCACUCUCCGAAGAAGAUAAAUUAUUACUCGAUAUAUAUCAUCAUACGUUCAAUGAUGAUAAUAUCGAUUAUGAACUAUUGUUAGAAUUGGUCUUUUACAUCCAUUUAAAAAUGCCUGCCGGCUCUAUUUUGAUAUUUUUACCGGGAUACGACGACAUAGUCACAAUGAAAGAAAAGAUAAAUGCGGAAGACAAGAAGAUGAAUCAAGGUUUACGCUACAAUUUGUUCGUUCUUCACUCGAACAUGCAGACUUGCGAUCAGAAGAAGGUGUUUAAACCUAGUCCUCAGGGCACGCGAAAGAUUAUCCUUUCCACGAAUAUAUCGGAGACUAGCAUUACGAUCGACGAUGUCGUGUACGUCAUUGAUUCUGGAAAAGUUAAAGAAAAGUCUUUCGAUGCUAUAUCAAGUGUUUGUACAUUGACUUCAAACUGGAUAUCUCAAGCUUGUGCAAAGCAACGGAAAGGUCGAGCAGGUAGAUGCAGGAGAGGAAUCUGCUAUCGUUUGUUCUCUUCGAUCCGAUACAGUAAUAUGCAGGCUUAUCAAACACCUGAAAUUCUACGAUUACCGCUGCAAGAACUCUGCUUAUAUACGAAACAUUUAACGUCGGGAAACACACCUAUAGCUGAAUUUCUGGAUAAAGCUCUGGAGCCGCCGUCUAACGUAGUAACCAGGAAUGCAGUACAAUUAUUAAAGACAAUCGAUGCAUUAGAUCCGUGGGAAGAUUUAACUGAAUUAGGUAGUCAUUUACUAGAUUUGCCAAUUGAACCAAGACUCGGGAAGAUGCUAUUAUAUGCCGUUGUCCUCAAAUGUUUGGAUCCCAUUUUAACGAUUGUUUGUAGUUUAGCAUACAAAGAUCCUUUUAUAUUACCAUCACAACCGUCGCAAAAGAGAGCUUUGACUGCGGCACGAAAAAAAUUUGCCACCGCAACGUACUCGGAUCAUAUGGUAGUCCUCCGAGCGUUCCAAGGCUGGCAAAACGCCAGAGCAACCGGCAAGGAACGUGCUUUUUGCGAGAAAAAUUUUAUCUCCGCUCCCGUAAUGGAGAUGGUAGUUGGAAUGCGUACUCAGCUUCUCGGUCAGUUGCGCGCGUCUGGCUUUGUCAGAGCCAGAAGUCCCGGGGACAUUCGAGACUUAAAUUCAAAUUCGGAAAAUUGGGCUGUCGUGAAAGCGGCUCUGACCGCGGGCUUGUAUCCCAAUUUAAUUCGAGUUGAUCGGGAGCACAUGCAGCUACGGACACAGAAAGAGGUCAAGGUAUUCUUUCAUCCCUCGUCGACGUUAAGAGAUUAUCCAAAAUCUUCGAGGAUGACGUCCGCGCAAACGCAUUGCACCAAUGUGCAAUCUUUACCGUGCGACUGGCUGCUUUAUGAGGAAAUGAGUCGUACAGGACGUUUCUGUCAUGUGAAAGUCGUUACAGCCGUAAAUCCAUUAACUGUAGCAUUAUUUAGUGGACCAGCUAGAUUACCAAUGGAUGUAAUCUACGAAGCUGAAGCUGUACCGGAAAGCGAAUCGGAUUCAGAGGUUGAUGAAUUUCAUGAAGGAACCAUUUUUAAACUUGAUGAUUGGGUGGUGUUUAAACUUGAUCCUGAAGCAGCUCAACUGUUUUUACAUUUGCGGCAGAAGUGGAACGCCUUAUUCCUCAGACGUAUGAAAGCACCAAACAAGGCAAUGUCGGCAUUAGAUGAAAAAGUUAUUAACACUUUGGUAACUGUAAUCACGAAUGAGGAACAGGCGUGUGGCCUCCAGCAGCCCGCUGGCAUCGGCCAACGUCCGCGUCCGUUAAUCGUCGAUUAUUACCCUGCAAAUGUUAGAAGAGACGAUUAUCCGGAAAGAUAUUUCUAAAGCAAGAAGAGGAAAUGUAGUCUGUUGUGUGCAAUGUAUGAUUUGCGAUUUUUUGGUCAUCAGUUGCAAUGACCAAUCACUGUAUCUAUAAUGCUGUAGCUAAAUCACUUUUGUUGAUAGCGAUAUUUAUAAAAGAUAUAUAGCGUGGUAUUUAUGGAUAUUUAUUGCGUGUAUAAGUUAUUCAUAUAAAUAUUAUACAUUCUAAUUUACAGUAUUGACAAAGACUGUUAUGAUAUAAUAAGUUUUUGAGUAAUACUCAUAUAACACUUGUGAUCCUCUUUGCAGAGCCUUCGUUAAAGUAACAAUAUUUAAGUUUUACUAUGAUAUGUUAACUUUUACCCUUAAGAUGGGAUAUCCUUUUAUUCUUUAGUACGAAAAUAAUGAAGAAUGCAGAUAAAAGAUUGAUAUAUCAAUUAUCAAUGUCGGUAUAUAUAUCUUUCCGCAACGGGUCCGUUCCAUCAGCGUAAAUUUGCGGAUGUAAAAUUAUUAUAUAAUGAUUAUACGUAAUUUCGCAGCAGUUGGAAAUGUGUAUGCUUUAAUCUGAUCCUUUUCUUCUGGAAAUAAUGUAAAUAGGCCUUAAACCUAUGUAUCUCAUAAAAAUAUGUGAUAUAUCGCAUAGGCACUAAACUCUAACUUAACUUUUGUACUAUGUAUAAUGUGUAUGUCAUAUUUUAAAUGCUCUCUCAAUAGCUGGGAUAAAUUAAGUAGGCAAUUACAUAAUGAGGGAGAGAGAAUGUGAAAUUAUUAUUAUGCGUUAUAAGGUAGUAUUUUCUUGCAAAGUUUUAUAUAGAAGUUUUGAUUAUUGUUUAAAGAAUAGAAUUAGCGAUACUCUUUUUUGUACAUGUGUAAUAUGUACAACCAAAUUUGUGUACACUUACCAUUAAUAGGUACUGAAUGCUUGCUUCAUAUUCAAUCAAUAUCGAUUAAAAUUUGACCUUUUAAUAUAUAAUAUAUCUUGAUAUAUAAAGGAGCGCAUGGUCUACAAAUUUAUCAGUAAAUGUUUUAUUUUAUUUUGAUUUUGUGAUUUUAUUAGCGUUACAAUUUUUAGUGAUUAUAUAUACAUGGCUAAGUAAAUAUCAACCAUAAAGCUAUAGCAAUAGCAACCUUUUAAGUGAAUUGUAAUACUGGUUAAUGUGAUAACAAAACAUAUAAUAAAAAUUAGGGAAAAAAAUAAUAAGGAUAUGUUAAUGUAAUUCUCAUUUUAUUUGUGGAUCUUCACCAUGAUUGAUUCGACGCGAACUUUGAUCCUACUCCAUUCCACGUAACGUAUAAUAC